This is a messenger RNA of Arachis ipaensis, 1698 nucleotides long. The record is from RefSeq and is a predicted model, not a curated record. Lineage: Eukaryota; Viridiplantae; Streptophyta; Magnoliopsida; Fabales; Fabaceae.
AUUGCAGCUUGAGUCUGAUGGGUACCUACCUGAUUCAAGGAAAAAUAUCUGGUUUGGGAAUCGAAAAUGGUGACUAUGUGUUCCUACGUUUGAGGAUCCACCAGGCACUGCGCUAUUUAAUGAAGCAACGAAGCUGAUGACACAUAUAUAUUUAUGCCAUGGAUAGCGUUAUUCCUCUCCUUACUCCAUACAAGAUGGGGAAGUUCAAUUUAUCACACAGGGUUGUGUUGGCGCCACUAACAAGGCAGAGGUCCUACAACAAUGUUCCACAGCCCCAUGCAGUUUUGUACUACUCCCAGAGAACCACCAAUGGCGGCCUUCUCAUUGCGGAAGCCACUUGUAUAUCCCCCACUGCUCGCGGCUAUGCUGAUACUCCCGGGUUGUGGAGCGAGGAGCAUGUUCAUGCAUGGAAGCCCAUCGUGGACGCUGUUCAUGCCAAGGGCGGCAUCUUCUUCUGUCAGAUUUGGCAUGCUGGAAGAGUCUCCAACACAUGUUAUCAGCCAAACGGUGAAGCCCCUGUAUCUUCUACGGACAAGCAGCUCUCACCACAACCUCGAGGUAGUGGCACCGAAGUCGAUACCUUCGCAAAACCAAGGCCACUAAGCAUUCAGGAAAUUCCUCAAGUUAUCAACGACUUCAGACUUGCUGCUAGAAAUGCUAUUCGAGCUGGUUUUGAUGGAGUGGAGAUCCAUGGGGCUCACGGCUACCUACUUGAGCAGUUUAUGAAAGACAAAGUGAAUGACCGAACAGAUGAAUACGGUGGAUCCCUUGAGAACCGUUGUCGAUUUCCAUUAGAAGUUGUUGAGGCAGUUGUGAAUGAGGUAGGAGCUGAAAGAGUUGGAAUCAGACUAUCACCUUAUGCAGAGUAUGUAGAUUGUGGAGAUUCCAACCCUGAAGCAUUGGGGCUUUACAUGGUUAAUGCACUCAACAAAUAUGGUAUUCUCUACUGUCACAUGGUUGAACCGAGAAUGAUAACCGCUGGAGAAAAAGGUGAAUGCCCUCACAGUUUGGUGCCAAUGAGAAAGGCCUUCAAUGGCACUUUCAUUGUUGCUGGAGGGUAUGACAGAGAGGAUGGGAUCAAAGCCAUAGCUGAAGACAGGGCAGAUCUUGUUGCUUAUGGUCGUUGGUUCUUGUCUAAUCCGGAUUUGCCAGAGAGAUUCGCACUUAAUGCACCUCUCAACGAGUAUAACCGCCAAACGUUCUAUACAUCUGAUCCUGUUAUUGGUUAUACCGACUAUCCAUUUCUUGAUGAUAGAUGCUGCUGCUUCCCCUAUGUUUGGAGAAUGUCUGGUGAACAAGUCACUGAAAGUGGGUGGGUAAGGCCCGUAAGGGACUGGUCAAACUUAAACCUCUCAAAUCUCAUUGAAAGCAUAGACUUCAACAUUUUCGGCCCAUGGCCCAAAAUAAUCAGGAGUAUCCACGUAUUAGCGAGUCCAUUUGAGAAUUAGGAGCGAGAGACAUGAUCUUUGGUGGUGGUACCGGUACUAGUCAUUUCACUCACUUGUAAGUUGUAACAUGAAUUAAUGAAUCAAAAUUUUAUAAGAUUAGGUAGUGAUGAAGGCAAUAGGCAAGGCAAGGCUAGGCGAGAAGAGUGUAGCGUAGGUUCAAUUCAAUUAUUGUAUGAAAUGUGUACUUGGUUUCUUCGACCUUGAUUUCAUUCAUCCCUGUGUGGUCCAAUAAUGCAUUUAAGAUUUUUAC